Molecule: messenger RNA, 1568 nt
Organism: Esox lucius (northern pike)
Lineage: Eukaryota; Metazoa; Chordata; Actinopteri; Esociformes; Esocidae
Gene: mrm3a
Product: mitochondrial rRNA methyltransferase 3a
Exons: 4
Coding region: 24-1421 (465 amino acids)
Biological process (GO): RNA processing
Molecular function (GO): RNA methyltransferase activity; RNA binding
Source: RefSeq, a predicted model, not a curated record
UUUAGUAGCCGCAUGUAGUAAAGAUGGCGGCGUUCAUGCGAGGAGUGUUGUGCCAUGUUCGUAAUGUAGAACGAAGAGAUAUUCUGCAAAUGCGAUACGAUUGUAUAGUACAUUCAAAGAGAUAUGUGAGAGCAUUGAAAAGGAGACCCGUGAAAGUGUUAUAUUGUGAUAGUGAAACGAAAUCUCCAAUAUCGAAACAGAGGUCAGAUCAAAUUGUUCGUAAGCAGUCUCCGGGAGUUACGUCCAAAACGAAGGAGGUCGCUCUGGAUGCCAGCUUUAUAAAAACUAAAGCUGGCAGUGAUGCACGUAUUUUCAACACAUCAUUGAGUACCAGUAAUUACAGUCCAUCCACAACGUCAGAACAUACAACUUAUCCGAAGGACCAACUAGGUGGUCUCAAAUUCGAAAGGGCCCUUCCUGGUGACAAAAGAUUGGCGAGGGUGGUAAGUGUGGCUCGUUCCAGAACAUUUCGGGAGCACCAGGGUAAGAUCCUGAUUGAGGGGAGACGUCUGAUCUGUGAUGCCCUGGCUGCAGGAGCAAAUCCUCAAAUGGUGUUUUUUAGUUCUUUGGAUAGACUGUCUGAGCUCCCCCUGGACAAGCUGAAGAGGGCCACCCUGGUCAAAGUCAAGUUUGAAGACAUAAAGAUCUGGUCCGACGUUGUUGCACCACAGGGGGUAAUAGCCAUAUUUUCUCGACCAGACCCAUCCCAGCUGACAUUUCCUCCCGACCAGCGCAGUCAGUCUUUGCCACUGUCCCUGAUCUGUGACAAUGUGCGUGACCCUGGAAACCUGGGCACUAUUCUGCGCUGUGCUGUUGCUGCAGGUUGCCACAACAUCCUUCUCACUAAGGGCUGUGUGGACGUUUGGGAACCUAAGGUGCUUCGAGCAGCGAUGGGGGCCCAUUUCCGCCUUCCCAUCUUCCCCAGCAUGGACUGGGAUGACAUUCAAACCCAGCUUCCAAAGUCUGUUAAGGUCCACGUGGCAGAUAACUGCAGUGGCUCUGAGAGAGAAGUAGCAGCUGACAUGGAAGCAAGCCAGUCUGACAAACCUUCAAAGGCAGGAGACUAUGGAUGGGUGAGGAGCACGCCUAAUCGUAAAGACAUACGCUAUGAGGAAUACGAAUCAGAUUCGGAUUCGGACUCUGAACCUUCACUUCCAAGAUUGGAUAUAAAACUGUACCAUGAGAGAUGGGCUCAGGGGAAUACUGGGCUUGUAAUUGGUGGAGAGACGUUUGGCUUGAGUCUGGAAGCUAUUCAAUUGGCUGAGAAGACAGCUGGUCAGAGACUGUUUAUCCCUGUGGUCCCUGGAGUGGAAAGUCUCAACACAGCCAUGGCUGCUAGCAUCCUUCUGUUUGAAGGCAGAAGGCAACUGUUAAAUGUAAUUGGGACAUCUGGAAGGAAACCUGAAUCAAACCUACAAUGACAAUUAAAGAUAAUUUCUUAGCUGUGUCAUUCACAUGUUGUUCCUGUUCACUUUUCACGUGUAAACCUUCAAGACUGCACCUCUUCACUUCAUAGUGAAUCAUGUCAGAUUGAAUCAUGUGGAUGUAUUAAAUACCCAUGUUCAAAA